This is a messenger RNA of Phacochoerus africanus (Common warthog), 1713 nucleotides long. Its product is annotated as translation initiation factor IF-2-like. NCBI's taxonomy places the organism in Eukaryota, Metazoa, Chordata, Mammalia, Artiodactyla, Suidae. The transcript is spliced from 6 exons. The record is from RefSeq and is a predicted model, not a curated record. The coding region runs from base 1 to 1107 and encodes 368 amino acids.
AUGGAUCUGAAAGACAGCUGGGAGAGUCGACAGGACUUGGACCUGGAGGUGCCUGUGACAGCACCUUCCUCACCCAGCCCAGGGCCCCCAGAGCUUCCCGAUGAGGUGGACGUCCCAAAAGGGCCGCAGGACGUGGCUCCCAGCUCCCGGGCCUCUGUGCUUGGGCGCAGCAUCGUAGGACCCCGUUUGCGUCCCGCCCGCUCCGCGCAGGGGCUCCGGGGGCCUGAGGAUCGCCGAGUCUGUCAGCCGGCCAGCUUCGACCUCAGUGUGUGUGACGCCUGGCCGGCGGGCUUCGACUGCUCAGAACCCGCCACCAGCCAGGCCGCCGCGCCACGCCGCGCCGAGCCCAAGCCCGAGCCCCCCGGCCGAAGCCACCCGAAGCCCCGGGCGCUUCAGGGUCUGGGGCCGCCGCGAGCACUGCCGGGACUUGAUCUACGGACCCAGCCCCGCCCCGACAGCCUGAGAGGCCUCCAUCCUUGCUUCCGCGGGAAAGAUUCGGUGGGCUCUGCACCGCCCCAGACAGGGGACGCGACCACGUCCGCCGGCGCGCGCGCACGUCGGAGAGGGGGGCGGACUGCGGGCUGCGGCGCCUCUCCGGGCUGUCACCACCGUGGCGCCCGUGCCCGGGAGGGCCUGCGAACACUACGGCCCCAGGCACCCCCAGCUACCGAAGACGCGCACGCGCGGGCCCGGACGCGCGGACCAGGCGGCCAAGACCUCGCCGCGAAGGGGCGUGGCCUGAACUGGGAGUGCGUCGCCCUUGCCGGCCUUACGUGGCGCCCGCACCAGCUCGGCUGUGAUUCUGAAGGCCUCCCUUCUGCUGCCGCCCAGGCGCCUCUGCUCCAUCGACCUGGGUCUCUGUGCUGCAGUGGGCUCAGCCUUUGGGUUCUGGUCAAGUGCGAGCAGGGGACAGUGUACUGGAGGGGACCCAGCUCCCCGGAGCUGCCGGAAAGUCUCCAGAAAGACAGAGGAUGGGCCCCUCUUUCAUGGAGGUGGCUUAGAGCGGAGGCGAGGGGGCCCCAGGACUCAGGGCCCCAGCAGCUGCCAGCGCCGUGGCCAGGACUCGUCUGGCCCACCCGGCCGCCAGGGAGGCCUGUCCCCAGGUAAGCCGGGGGUGGGGUUCCCAAGACGAAAGGAAGACCGGGCGCGCCGGAGAACCAGCACCUCCGGCCUCCACGCCUAGCCAGUCGCCCCACCCGGCCCCUCCCGAGCCACCCCGGCCAGCUGCCAGCUGGCGAGGCCCACCGCCUGGGGCUGAAUAGCCUUUCUGUUCCUGCGGCCACUGUUCCAUUUCUCCCGCUGAGGGCAAGCCUGGCCAUCUUCCUUCUGGAAGCAGAGUGGGGUGGGGUGGGGACCGCUGCCUACCAGGGAGGGCGGCCGGGGCGGGAGGUGCCAGGUGGCUGCCAGCAGAGGCCGGGUGCCAUCCCCAGUCGCUGACCCCACUCUCCCCGGGUUCUCUCUCGGGGCCCCGACCCCUGCGCCCCGGCCCCGCAGAGAGAUCCACCCGCCACUCUGAUCCUCUGACGCCUGCGCCCAACCUGGAGCGACCAACCUGCAGAGAUCUAGUCGGGGGAGGGGGGGGGGGCACAGCCUGGGUGAUUCAAUAGGAGGCACAAUACACAGACAACACACUCAGCAAACACCCCCGUAAUCAAUGAUUGCAUAAUAUGUAAAACACAAGUUGUUACUUCACAUAAAAUAUGAAAAACAAGA